Messenger RNA from Daphnia pulicaria, 1132 nucleotides. RefSeq lists its product as uncharacterized. NCBI's taxonomy places the organism in Eukaryota, Metazoa, Arthropoda, Branchiopoda, Diplostraca, Daphniidae. The record is from RefSeq and is a predicted model, not a curated record. The transcript has 5 exons. Bases 248 to 1012 code for a protein of 254 amino acids.
CUAUAGCUUAGUCUUUGUGUCACAUUAUUAUCUAGACUCUGCUGUAGGCGUGUAGUCGCGUUCUUUUUUCUGUCAAUUGCCCUGCUGCUUAACCUUCGGUUUUAUCGUUUGAAUUUAAAACUUAACUUGAGAAAUCCAUUCGAGCUAAACCAGAAAUUCAUUUUGGUGUAAAAUGAACAGACCCAACGAAUUUGUGAGUGCCGGCUACCCCUCAGGUGAUGGCGCAAUCGUUUGACAGCCGGUAACGAUGGGUCCUAAUGGUCAUCCUAAUAAUAAUGUGGUAACGGACGGCCGCAAACCAGCAAGGUAUCCCGGCAUGCCGACCAUUGCCAUCAACAUUUUUUCGGCUUGCUGCAUCUUACUGGGCGUUGCUUCCAUCGGCGUACAGAUUGCGGCGUUGGUGAUCUAUGCCGAGUAUGUGUACAACUACAUUUAUUUCUCUGCCGACGUCGCCGGAACCGGAAUCCUGUCCGGUUCCUUCUGCGUGAUAGCCGGAAGUUUAGGAAUCGCUUCCACCAAGAAACGGACUAAAUCGCUUUUGGUGUGGGCGGUGGUGAUGUCGGGGCUUUCGGUUGCCUUUUCCGUUGCUGCCUCAAUCCUGUUUGGAAUAGCGGCUUCUGAAUGGAAUUACUGCUACUAUUACGUGUACCUAUGUAACACUUGGGUUUCUUUGGAAUGGAGUCUCAUGGGGAUCAACAUAGCGGUUUCGAUCGAUUCAAUUGUUUUGCUCGUUCUGACGUCCGUGUCCGUUUGUUGCGGCAGACGCAGUAACAGCACCGCCAGGAACAAUCAGCAGGGAAUGUUCUAUGGAACGGCAAUGGGCCAGCAGCCGGUCUACUUCCAGCCGCAACCAAUGCAGCAGCAGCAACCGAAUUACCAAAUGGCCUACGUCCCUCAACAGAUUCCACAACAGCCUCCUCAAAUGCAUUUAGUUGCGGCCCCAACGGCUCAUCAGCAGCCAAUGCAUGAGAAACAAGCUCCAGUUGUACAGCAGCAGUCAAAAGCAGACUAAAAUCCGGAUGUUAUGGUGCAUCCAGCCAAAUGAGCGGAUUAGAUUAUUGACGAGUUUCUCUUGCUGUGCGCUUCACAAAUCAUCAUAACAAAAUAAAACACCGUCGUGUAUUCGCAAUCA